UGUUACAAUUGUCUGAAGAAAACGAGAAACGAAAGGAAGGUGUGAUAUAUCUGAACAAUUUUUGUUUAGAGAUAAUUCUAGUUUUCGGGAAGAAUGGAUGACGAGGCUGAAACGUAUAAAUUGUGGCGAAUAAGGAAAACAGUAAUGCAAUUGUGUCACGAUCGAGGUUAUUUGGUUACUCAAGAUGAAUUGGACCAAACUUUGGAGCAGUUUAAGGAACAAUUUGGGGAUAAACCAAGUGAAAAAAGACCGGCACGAAGUGAUCUUAUAGUUUUAGUCGCUCAUAAUGACGAUCCAACGGACCAGCUUUUUGUAUUUUUCCCAGAUGAACCAAAAAUCGGUAUUAAAACUAUUAAAACUUACUGUCAACGUAUGCAAGAAGAAAAAAUUCAUAGGGCUAUCAUCGUUGUACAACAGGGAAUGACACCCUCAGCUAAACAAUCGUUGGUAGACAUGGCACCAAAAUACAUAUUAGAACAAUUUUUAGAAUCUGAAUUACUUAUCAAUAUCACAGAACAUGAAUUGGUGCCUGAACACAUUGUACUUACUCCAGAUGAAAAAGAGGAACUACUUACUAGGUACAAACUAAAAGAAAAUCAAUUAAUGCGUAUACAGGCUGGUGACCCAGUGGCACGUUAUUUUGGUUUGAAACGUGGACAAGUUGUAAAAAUUAUUAGACCUUCUGAAACUGCCGGAAGGUAUAUAUCGUACAGACUUGUAUGUUGA
This is a messenger RNA of Eufriesea mexicana, 726 nucleotides long. It is a transcript of the gene Rpb5, whose product is annotated as DNA-directed RNA polymerases I, II, and III subunit Rpb5. The transcript is spliced from 2 exons. The coding region runs from base 94 to 726 and encodes 210 amino acids. Lineage: Eukaryota; Metazoa; Arthropoda; Insecta; Hymenoptera; Apidae. The record is from RefSeq and is a predicted model, not a curated record. Gene Ontology annotation, cellular component: RNA polymerase III complex; RNA polymerase II, core complex; RNA polymerase I complex. Gene Ontology annotation, biological process: tRNA transcription by RNA polymerase III; transcription elongation by RNA polymerase I; transcription by RNA polymerase II. Gene Ontology annotation, molecular function: DNA binding.